AUGGCUUUUGCUAUUGAGGUCCCUGGCGAAGCUGCGCCUCUUACGCCGCAACAAGUUUAUCUAGCUCUUCAGUCAGCGGGAUCCUCUCAGCAAGUGCACAUCCAAACCGGCACGCAACAGCUUCAAUCGUGGGAGACGCAGCGGGGUUACUACACAUUACUGCAGGCAGUAUACCUGGACAAAUCCCUACCCUCUGAAGUCCGAUAUCUUGCUAUAAUCCAACUGAAAAAUGGUAUCGACAAGUACUGGCGGAAGACAGCCAUCAAUGCCAUCACCAAGGAAGAGAAGGCUGAGAUCCGGUCACAUCUGAUAGAGGGAGGGAUCGAGGAGGCCAAUACACAACUCGCCCUGCAGAACGCCCUCGUCGUUUCCAAAGUCGUCCGAAUAGACUAUCCGCUCGAUUGGCCAGAGGUCCUCACGAACUUGAUCAAGAUUUUGCGGUCCGCAAAUCAGACGAACCAGCUACACCUGCGACGGGGGAUGCUGAUGAUGUUACAAGUGGUGAAGGAGUUGUCGACUGCGAGAUUACGCGCCUCCCAAACGAGUUUAAAAUCAAUUACACCUGAGAUCGUAUUUUUGUUGAACGAGAUAUAUACUCAGAAGGUUGCAAUAUGGAUGGGGUUUCUACAAGGCAAUGGGGACGACGAAGCCGGAGCUAUGGAUGCCUUGGAGAACAGUCUAUUUUCCAUCAAGAUCCUCAGACGUCUGCUCAUUGUUGGUUACGAAUAUCCCAACCACUCCACGGACGUUCAGCAAAUCUGGGAGCUCUCUCAAGUUCAGUUCGGCCAGUUUCUUGAAAUGGUAUCCCAAGAUCCUCCAUUCUUGGUAUCUCCGGCUAAAGAAUUGGUUGAAAGGCAUCUGGUCCAGUUCUCAAAGCUUCAUCUUCAGAUGUCAGUGAUACAUCCGGCAGCAUUUGCGCUUCUUCCUAGUUCGCUGGAUUUAGUACGAGCGUAUAACGGUUUAAUAGUCAAGUUCGGCGAUUCCUAUGGCUCAGAAUCACAGGACUUCAGCGCAAAAUCUCUCAAUAAAGAUGAUGAUUCCAAAGAUCAAAGACCGGUGAUGGAAAAACUGUGCCUCAAGGGCUUAAAUUUGUUGCGCGGCUGCCUCAGAAUGGUGUUCAGUCCUGCCCAGUCAUUUAAAUACAAAACACCUGAGGUAAAAGCAGAGCAACAGAAAGGUGUGGCGCUUAUCAAAACGGAAUUACUCACUGAGAAUCUCGUCGCCCAACUUGCCAACGUCAUUGUUACCAAAUUUUUUGUCUUCCGUCAAGCUGAUCUCGAGGCAUGGGAAGAUGACCAAGAUGAAUGGGAGAUCAAAGAAGAAGGCGGUGGUGAUACAUCGGAAUUCGAACUGUUCAUGGACUUGGUCAUAAACUACAAGGACCUUCUUGUGCAGCCGUUGCUAUCAUUUUUUCAGUCUGUUGCUGGUGGAAGUGAUAGUACGGUGGUGACGAAAGAUGCGGUAUAUACGGCAAUGGGCUUAUCAGCCCCGGUUGUCUUUAAAAGCUUCGACUUCAAUUCGUUCCUCACUUCAACGCUGGUUAAUGACGUUCAACAGACUGGGCCUGGCUACAAAGUCCUGCGACGGAGAAUUGCUAUCCUACUUGGGCAGUGGAUCACCAUUAGCAUCUCGGAAGCAAACAGACCUUUGGUUUAUCAAAUCUUUCAACAUCUUCUGAAAUCAGAGGACGAGACUAACGACUACGUUGUUCGCGUUACCGCGGCGAGGCAAUUUAAAAUCGUCGUCGAUGACUUUAGUUUUGUGCCCGACGGGUUUCUUCCUUACGCUUCAGACUAUCUCAACAGACUUAUGAGUCUGAUUCAAGAGGUGGAAAAUACGGAAACGAAGAUGGCAAUUCUUGAAACAAUCAGAGUCAUAGCAGUCCGGCUGGAAAACAACAUUUCUCCAUUCGCUGACCAGAUUGUCUCAAUAUUACCCGGUCUGUGGGAAGCAUCAGGCGAAGAACACCUUUUGAAGCAAGCCAUAUUGACUCUCCUUUCUACACUGGUCAUGGCCAUGAAGGAACAGGCUCAAAGAUAUCAUGCCAUGAUUCUACCGCUGAUCCAACGAGCCGUUGAGCCCGGUUCAGAAAUGCAAAUCUACCUCAUGGACGAAGCCCUCGAGCUGUGGUCUACCAUUCUCGCCCAAUCCCCUGCUCCUGCUCCAUCAGAGGUAGUGUCGCUCGUCGAGGCCGCCUUUGCCCUCCUUGAAAUCGGUUCCGAUACCCUUCGCACAGUACUCAAUAUCGUCGAAUCCUAUAUUUUACUCGCCCCCGAAGUUAUGCUCAGCGAUGGCAUCCGCCUACGUGUCCUCUCAUACAUGUCGAACCUGCUCGGCGUUAAGAGGCGUGAAAUGGCAGGUCAAGUAACAUCCAUAGUGGAGAACCUCAUACGUGCCGCAGAGAAGAUUGGAGGCUCUCAAGGCAUCACGCUCAUUGCCAAAGACUUACACGAAUGCGGCUACAGCCAGAAAAUAUUUGAAGGACUCCAUGAUGCAUGGGAUGCCCACCAAACUGCUGGUCCGAACCGUCGGUACCCUAAGCUUGACGAUGUCGUAGAGACAGACUAUUUCACCAUUCUCGCACGACUCGCGCUCGCGGACCCAAAUGUCUUUCUUACCAUCAUUGGUUCUAUCGGGAAUGCAGAUGAAGUCUGGAGGUGGCUGAGCACAGAGUGGUUCCGCCAUUUUGAUAGCAUGGCGAAUAUCGACAGGCAGAAACUCUCGUGUCUAGCUCUCUCGCGCCUCGUAGAACUGCCGCCACCCAUGACGCCCGUCAUUCUCGAGCGGCUCCAAGAUUAUUUUGCAAUGUGGACUUCUGUUAUUACCGAGAUGUCAACCGGCCGUGACGAUGGCGGUGAUAACUUGAUCUGGUUGCAGAGUGAAGGGAACGAGUACGAGGGUCCGGAAGAUAUAAGGAAGCGGCUUCAUAGUGCUGGCGAUCCAGUGCAUACCAUUCAUACCUUCAAUUUCGUUAAGGAGCGCUUGCAGGGCGUCGUCAAUGCGUGUGGGGGCGAAGACUCUUUCCAUGCGAACUUCUCGAUUAAUGUAGAUAAAGAUGUACUUCAAGGCUUCCAGAGGCUGGGGACCGAAGCUAGUAAUGAGCCGAGGGCAUUUUGGGAGAACGGCUGA
Molecule: messenger RNA, 3129 nt
Organism: Lachnellula hyalina
Lineage: Eukaryota; Fungi; Ascomycota; Leotiomycetes; Helotiales; Lachnaceae
Gene: Ipo11
Product: Importin-11
Exons: 3
Coding region: 1-3129 (1042 amino acids)
Biological process (GO): protein import into nucleus
Cellular component (GO): cytosol; nuclear envelope
Molecular function (GO): small GTPase binding
Source: RefSeq, a predicted model, not a curated record